GUGAGAGCCGAGUCAUGUGACCUCUCACAGCUUGUUGGAGUCUGCGGGGAAAGUAUGGCGCUCACUGUGGUUUGGUUAUUCACCACAGUUUUUACUUGCGUUCACUUAUCGGUUUUACUCGAAGAGGAAUAUCGAUUCAAACAGUGGAUGUCAGAGCACAAUAAAGUGUAUGACACUGAGGAGUAUUACCGACGGUUCCACGUGUUCACUGAGAAUAAGAAGACAAUUGAUCGACAUAAUGCUGGGAACCACACUUUCACAAUGGGCCUGAAUCAGUUCUCAGACAUGACAUUUGAGGAAUUCAGGAAAUUAUUUCUUUUGACAGAGCCGCAGAACUGCUCAGCCACUAAAGGGGGUCAUGUCAGCAGGACUGGUCCUUACCCCGAGUUUGUAGACUGGAGGAUGAAACAAAAAAACUUUGUGACUGCCGUGAAGAACCAGGGUCACUGUGGCAGCUGCUGGACCUUCUCUACCACUGGCUGUUUGGAGUCAGUGAAUGCUAUCGCUACCGGGAAGCUAAUACCUCUGUCUGAGCAGCAGCUGAUAGACUGUGCCAAAGACUUCAACAAUCAUGGAUGCUUGGGUGGUCUCCCCAGUCAGGCAUUUGAGUACAUCAAAUACAACAAAGGUCUUAUGACAGAGGAGGACUAUCCCUACAAAGGCCAUGAUGACUCUUGCCAUUUUGAGCCUGCACUUGCAGCUGCUUUUGUCCUGGAUACUAUGAACAUAACAAGUUAUGAUGAAAAGGCCAUGGUUGAUGCUGUGGCCCGGCUUAACCCUGUGUCCUUUGCCUUUGAGGUAUCGGCUGAUUUUGUGCACUAUAAAGAAGGUGUUUACACCAGCACCCAGUGUAAGAACACGGCAGACAAGGUGAAUCACGCAGUCCUGGCUGUGGGUUACGGCGCUGAAGAAAACGACACACCAUAUUGGAUUGUGAAGAACUCUUGGGGCACAGCCUGGGGUAUUGAUGGAUAUUUUUUGAUUGAGCGGGGAAAAAACAUGUGUGGACUGGCUGUAUGUUCUUCAUACCCUCUACCUUUAGUUUGACUGAAAUAAUUCAUGAAAAUAUCAUCCAGAGACAGCAUCAGUGGAGUCAACGUAAUGGGAAGUUUGUGCUUUCAUGUUCCCUGAAGUGUUUUAUGUAGAAGUUUGAUUUCAAUACAAUAACAAUAUGUACAAUAUCAUCCUGUAUUGUGAAUAAAUACCACCAACACAUGCAUACUAAUUUAACAUCAGUAAAAGUUCAACACUGUAUUUUAUACCAACUUUUCUAGGAAAUAUGUUUCUUAUGAUCACAACCACACAUGUUCAGAGUUACCCAAUAACCACAUUCUUGUACAUUUAGCUGUGGUUCAUGCCCACUGGAUCACAUGCAUACACAAUUACAUCUAAAGAGAACAUUGAGCUUGAACUUUAGUAAGUCUCUUGCUAAACAUGUUGAAGUGCACGUGCCGGAGAAUGUGGGCUAAACAGGCCAGCUAUUACAGUACUAUCAAUCGGUUUGUGUUGCUUGAGAAUUUAAGUUUAUUCUGACAACUCAGAUUUUCCCUUUAGUCUGUCUCAUAAUGUCCAAUUGGUUGUUCAGUAAACUGGAUCAUUGAAGCAAAUCAGACUCAGUCAGAUUACAUAUCAGGUGCAUCUGUAUAAGUAUUUUUCCCCCAUGUUUAAAAGAAUAAAAAGAUAAUGGUAACAAGUGGCAGAAUUGUCCUUAAUGGGUUUACCAUAUGUAUUUUGUAUACAGUGUGUUCCAAUUUGUUAUAAACAUUAAAUCUUUGUGUGCCCCAAUCUUAA
Dicentrarchus labrax (European seabass) is the source of this 1791-nucleotide messenger RNA. RefSeq names its product pro-cathepsin H-like. Gene Ontology annotation, molecular function: cysteine-type endopeptidase activity. Gene Ontology annotation, cellular component: lysosome. Lineage: Eukaryota; Metazoa; Chordata; Actinopteri; Moronidae. The transcript has 13 exons. Gene Ontology annotation, biological process: immune response. The coding region runs from base 55 to 1047 and encodes 330 amino acids. The record is from RefSeq and is a predicted model, not a curated record.